This is a messenger RNA of Osmerus eperlanus (European smelt), 1665 nucleotides long. RefSeq names its product sperm acrosome associated 6 (gene spaca6). Bases 4 to 1017 code for a protein of 337 amino acids. The record is from RefSeq and is a predicted model, not a curated record. Gene Ontology annotation, biological process: fusion of sperm to egg plasma membrane involved in single fertilization. Lineage: Eukaryota; Metazoa; Chordata; Actinopteri; Osmeriformes; Osmeridae. The transcript is spliced from 9 exons.
ACCAUGUGGAAGUCAAUUCUGUGGCUCCUUCAUGCUGGCUUGUUACUGGACCCCUCCAUAGGCUGCUAUCACUGCCUGGUAGACAUGGAUAUCAGUGUCAAGCUGUGUUGGGGUCACGUUAUCACUGAAAGCUACACUCGCAACAUGGAUGAAUGCUUUGAGAAAGUGGACCGCUUAAUGACUAAUGCGACGAAAGUGAUAGAGGCUGGUAGAGUUGGUCCAGGGUAUGACCAGCAGUUGAGAGAGAUCAUGUUGUCUCAGAUCAUACCCCUGUUGGAGGAGUUUGACCAGAAGCUCAAUGACGACACCGUGUAUGAGAAGAGGUUGCAGACAGUAGCAGACAAUUUUAUUGCUGCUGCCUCCAAACUGCCUAGAGCUUCAGGAUGCAUUCCUCCAUGUGGUUUCCAGGCCAAAGGUGCACUGUACAAUUGCAUAACGUGCAAGUAUGACACCUGUGAGCUGCCUCUGGACUGCCCUGUCGAAGAAAUCACCGUUGUGGAAAACAACCGAACCAGGAUGUGGUGUGAUGUUUCCUUUCCAUUGCCGAUCGACCUGGAGGUGAUCUGGAGGUUUGCUGAAGAGGUAAAGAGCCAGCAGGUGGAUCUGUUUAAGGAGGUGACUGCAGGGGUGGACCGCCUAUACUCCAUCCCCUCUGCCAACCUGCAGCACACAGGAACCUACCAGUGUGAGAUCUUGUCCAACCAGCGCUCCAUAGUGAGACUCUACUUUUACCUCACAGUGAAGCCGCAGGUUGUGGUGGGCUACACCGAUCUGCAGGAGAUAUUUGACCUGUCUCUGCUCCCCGGGGGUCGGAUAGUCUCCAGCCCUGGUGGUCCCCCCCCAGCCCUCCAGCUCCUCCCCCAGCCUGCUCUCCUCACCGCCUGCCUGACGACCCUGCUGCUGCUCCUCUUCCUGUCCCUGGGGAUUCUGUACUGGAAGUCCGCUCAGCGAUACCGGAGAGAUGGACAACAAGCUCAGGAAGAUCAAGUUUCAAGACAGAUGUAUGUCCUGCAUUAACACUAUUAAAAUCGAACCAGUGGGUUUAUUAACCUGUGACAGAGCCGGGUGUACUUGUCUACUACUACCACCAGAGGGCGGUAGACACAUUCUGAAGCACAAUUACAGUUUUUCUGAAUUGCUAAACACUAAACCCCAUUCUCUGAAUCAAAUUCAGUGGCCUAAACCCAUUUGUUGAAUAAGACACUCUUUUAGCAGAACUCUAAACACAUUCUCAUUCACUAAAAACAUUUUGCACUGUGAUUCACUUGUACUGCAAAAUGGUAAACACAGUCGGCAAACAGUAAACACAACUACAACACAGUUGUCAUCUAUAAAACACAAUGACUCAAAAUGGUUCACACUUGUUUCUAAUGGUGGUUUGGGACAAUGUCAACUUUCACCGUGGUGUCCGUAUACGAGAAUGGUUCAACAUCAACCAGCAAUUUUUACAGUAAAUGUUUGCCUUCCACCAUACAGCCCUUUUCUCAACCCAAUUGAAGAGUUUUUCUCUGCGUGGCGGUGGAAGGUCUAUGACCGAAACGCAUAUACCAGGAUAAAUCUCCUAUAGGAAUUGGCCUGUGGUGACAUAGUGUGGAGGGUUUUCAAGCCUGGAUCCGGCACACCAGAGGAUUUGUUCUUUGUUGACAGUACUACUGUAUGUUGUGA